Molecule: messenger RNA, 558 nt
Organism: Camellia sinensis
Lineage: Eukaryota; Viridiplantae; Streptophyta; Magnoliopsida; Ericales; Theaceae
Source: RefSeq, a predicted model, not a curated record
AUGGAGGUGAAGAGACGAACAGCGAAGACUCUGGUGGCGAAGCUGAGCUCAGUGUCCGAACAGUCUCGCAAGGAAGCUCUCUCUGAGCUCCGACUCAUCACCAAGCACGACCCCCUAAGCCGACCCCUCAUCGCCGACGCCGGAGCAAUCCCUUUACUCGCCAACACCCUCUAUUCUCCCUCCUCCACCUCCCAAGACAACGCCACCGCCACCCUCCUCAACCUCUCCAUCUCCUCCCCGGAAACCCUCAUCUCCACCCGCGGCCUCCUCGACGCCCUCUCCCACUCCCUCCGCCGCCACUCCUCCUCCUCCUCCUCCGCCGCCGCCGCAGCCGCCACCCUCUACAGUCUCCUCACCGUCGACGAUUACCGCCCCAUCAUCGGCUCCAAGCGCGACAUCGUCUACGCCCUAAUCGACAUCGUCAGAAACCCUAAUUCGCCCUCGAAAUCGAUCAAGGACUCUCUCAAGGCCCUGUUUGGGAUCUCUCUCUACCCGCUUAAUAGAUCCACGGUGAUUGAAUUGGGGGGAGUGAAUGCUAUUGGUAAAAGUUUUAGGUGA